AUGGCGACCAAGGUGACGGGCAAAGAUGGCAAGGGCCCGCCCUCGGCGGCGACGAACUUGAUCGCGGGCGGAGGAGCAGGCAUGAUGGAGGCGCUGGCAUGUCAUCCUCUCGAUACGAUAAAAGUCCGCAUGCAACUCUCGCGCCGCGCGCGGCAGCCCGGCGCGCCCAAACGCGGCUUCCUGCGCACAGGAUCCGAGAUCGUGAAGCGCGAGACGCCGCUGGGCCUGUACAAAGGGCUAGGCGCAGUCCUAACAGGAAUUGUGCCCAAGAUGGCGAUCCGGUUCACGUCGUUCGAGUUCUACAAGCAGUCGCUGGCGUCCAAGUCCACCGGCAAGAUCUCCGGGUCGGGCACCUUCGUCGCCGGGCUCGCGGCGGGCGUGACCGAGGCCGUGGCGGUCGUGACGCCCAUGGAGGUGAUCAAGAUCCGGCUGCAGGCGCAGCACCACAGCAUGGCGGACCCGCUCGACGUGCCCAAGUACCGCAACGCCGCGCACGCGCUGUACACGGUCGUCAAGGAGGAGGGGCCGGGGGCCCUGUACCGCGGCGUCAGCCUGACGGCGCUGCGCCAGGGCAGCAACCAGGCCGUCAACUUCACCGCCUACACGUACUUCAAGGAGGCCCUGCUGCGCUGGCAGCCGGACCUCCAAGCCGGCAGCGGCCAGAUCCCCAGCUGGCAGACUACAGUUAUUGGGCUCGUGAGCGGCGCCAUGGGGCCCCUGAGCAACGCGCCUGUCGACACUAUCAAGACGCGCCUGCAGAAGACGCCCGCCGAGGAGGGCGUGAGCGCGUUCAAGCGCAUUAGCAUUAUCACCAAGGAUAUGUUCCGACAGGAAGGCGUUCAUGCGUUCUACAAGGGCAUCACGCCUAGAAUCAUGCGCGUGGCGCCGGGCCAGGCCGUGACGUUUACGGUAUACGAGUAUUUGAAGGAGAAGCUCGAGAGGACUAAGGCAUCCGGAAUGUUGGUUGCCAAGUAUGAUUGA
Molecule: messenger RNA, 981 nt
Organism: Anthostomella pinea
Lineage: Eukaryota; Fungi; Ascomycota; Sordariomycetes; Xylariales; Xylariaceae
Source: the annotation of a GenBank genome assembly